CGUUAUUUGACUGGAGAUGAGAAGUAAUUCCACCGUUGUUUGGGGACCAGUGAACAACACAUGGCAAGACACUAUAGAAGUUGCAUUUGUGGCUGCCAAUUGUCUAGUUUUGCUGGUGACUUUACACGUAGGACUUCUCGCCAACUUGUUCGUGGCGUGGGCCGUGCACCACCAGAAGUCUCUCCAGACGUCGAACAACGCGCUCCUGGUGAAUCUGGCCGUCAUUGACAUCCUGCGAUGCGCCAUCGACUGCCCGUUGCUCCUCAGCAUUGUUUUGAGCGCUCGCGACGCGGCGCGAGACCUCGGACUGGUUUUCUGCAGCGCGCAGAUCGCGUCGUUUUCUCUCAUCUGUUGCGUCCAGUUGCUCACGCUGGCGUGCAUCAGCGCCGAGCGAUAUCAAGCCAUUGCGCAUCCGUUUAAAAGCGCCGAGAGCAGAAAACGGGUAACAGUGUGGAUUCUCUUGACCUGGCUGGCUCCAAUCUCCAUAUCGGUCAUUUGCGUGAUAUUUGCGAAAGACUCGCCGGUGUACAUAAGAUGCAGAGGCUUGCGGAUGGAGACUUUCGACUCUUACGACACUUUUGGACUUUAUAUUUUGACUCCCGUCUGGUGCGUUUGUUUGACGGUCAUCGUUGGAUUCUACGGCCGCAUUUUCCUGUUGGUAAGAGCGCACGGUCGGAAAAUAUUCGAUAAGGGUUCACUUCCACCACCUGGUAAAAUUAAAGAGGAUAAAAAGCAAAAACAGGAGGAAACAAAGAAUAGUAUUAAACAUGAGACAGAAAAUACACAGACAAUGGAUACUGGUCAUUUAAAACCCAAUGAAAAAGAGCCGUCUGGAGAAAAUAUCCAACAAUAUUUACAUCCAACAUCUGAGGAACUUCCCACAACAACUGUGACUGACUAUUUAGAUAUAAAUGAACCAGAGAUCGUGACUGAAAAAUCCAUGAAUGAACUUCCCAAUGAAACACCACAGGUUCUAGAAGGUAUUGUGGAACCACCACAGGUUCUAGAAGGUAUUGUGGAACCAAACGACCACCAAGAUACUUCUCCAUCGGCCAAUGAAGAAGUUGGUGCUGUAGAGUCAAGCAAAGUUACUGAUGGAGAAGUUUCUGGAGGAUCAACUAAUGGAGAAGAGGGUGAUGAUGAAGACCCAAUUGACCAUCGAGAUAAAACUUCAGAAACUUCUCCAUCAACUAAUGAAGAUGGUACUGUUGAGACAAGCGCUCCACAAGAUAUUACUGAAACUUCUCCAGCAUCAGGAAAUGGAGAAGGUGCUGAAGAGCAAAGCGCUCCUCAAGAAACCACUGCAGCAUCAACUGGAGAAACCACAGCUGCUCCACAGGAGGAGGAGGAGGAGGCGGUGGGUGCUGUCUGUAUGAUGCCGUGUCUCGCUCAGAGAGAAAGAGGAAACGCCAAGAAGGAGAGCAAACUGGCCAAGCGCUCCGGAUACAUCAUCUUCACCUUCCUCAUAUUUUGGAUCCCGCUAAUUGCGACAGUGGUCUUGAAUCACUUCUAUUACCGUGAUGGCAAUCUAACAGUGAGUUGA
Rhinichthys klamathensis goyatoka is the source of this 1543-nucleotide messenger RNA. RefSeq lists its product as uncharacterized. Bases 17 to 1543 code for a protein of 508 amino acids. Lineage: Eukaryota; Metazoa; Chordata; Actinopteri; Cypriniformes; Leuciscidae. The transcript has a single exon. Gene Ontology annotation, biological process: adenylate cyclase-activating adrenergic receptor signaling pathway. Gene Ontology annotation, molecular function: G protein-coupled receptor activity. Gene Ontology annotation, cellular component: membrane. The record is from RefSeq and is a predicted model, not a curated record.